AUAAUCGAGACACAGCUGGCAGGGCUAGAGAAAAGAGGGACUGCGAAAACAACAAGGCGACGCCAUCAGAGCACAUAUCCACGAUCGAUAAAACCCGGAGACGCGAUACGAUACGAGUGCAAGUCAACGUUAAAAUAUUAAUUUUGUGGAGUUAAAAAUCACAUAUGAGAUAAAAAGUAUCAGCAAGUAGACUUGAACACGUGUUGUACUUCGAGUAGUCCAGCGACAGUUCUAUGAAGUAAUAGUUCGAAGAGUGGGGUAAAUAAUUGUGAGUUUAGUGUAAUAACAGUGUAAAUUUGUUAUAUAUUCUGAGGUAUAUUUAAGUAUGAAUGUCAAUUAAAGGUAGAAAUAGCGGGAGGAUCAUUAGAGGUUUAUUAGCGCCAUGUCUCGUGAUGGACCAAUCAGCUGCUUGGUGAACCAGCGUGAAAUAACGAAUCUGUCCAUAGACGAAUGACAACAAAAGAGAUUGAUAGUGCUGUGAGAUCAAGUGAGUGAGAAGGACACAUUGGUAACAGACAUAAAUAUAUAAAUAUAUAAAUCGUAAAAGUGUUAAAGAAAGAGGAUUGUUGAGGAUAUUGUAUAAUAAGAAGACGAACAUCCAACGCACUGUAUUUUAUUGGUGAACGUCGUGCUGGUAGUUUGUUAAAGUGUGUUGAGGAAUAUGAAGAGAAGAAAUGCCGAGUGCGGCAAGCUCCGGAGGCCCUUGAAACGCAACAAGAUCACCGAAGGAAUUUACGGAAGCACACUGCUGUACCUAAAAUUUUUGUUACUAUGGGCCAUGGUGAUUUUUGCGGACUUCAUAUUAGAGUUUCGAUUUGAAUUUUUGUGGCCAUUCUGGCUCCUACUCAGAAGUGUUUACGAUUCUUUUAAAUACCAAGGCUUGGCAUUCUCAGUUUUUUUUAUUUGCAUCGCUCUGACAUCAGAUAUGAUUUGUUUUUUCUUCAUACCUGUUCACUGGCUAUUUUUUGCUGCCAGUACAUACGUUUGGGUGCAAUACGUGUGGCACACAGAUAAAGGAGUGUGCCUACCAACUGUGAUGUUGUGGCUGUUGUUUCUCUACAUAGAAGCUGCAGUGCGGUUGCGUGAUCUACGCCACAUGCCCUUUCAUCUUGAUCUUUGUAGGCCUUUUGCAGCACACUGCAUUGGUUAUCCUGUUGUUACACUGGGUUUUGGUUUCAAAAGCUACGUCGGUUAUAGAAUGAGACAGAGAAAACAAAAAGAUGUGGCGAAAGAAAAUGAAUUUUAUAUACAGUUAUUACAGCAAGCAUUGCCUGCGGAGCAACAAGCCGUGUCAACACAACAACUACAAUCACAAUUACAAUCACAAAUAAUAACGACAGAAACAAAUUCAAAAUCACAGCCACACAGGCCAAACACACAAUAUAAUCCCAGUCCAGAAAAAAGUAGAGGUAGGAAUGGUGCUUCCACAGACACAAGUGUACAUAAUGGUGGUGUAUCAAAUGACGCACACGCGUCUCAAGCACAAAAUGCAUCAACUAAUAAAAAUAAUCACAGAAAAUCAUUUGAUAAAAGUGAUAAAAUAGAUGAUCAUAAACAUAAUUCAAGUAAUUCCUCACAAUCAGAUAAAAAUGACAAAAGGUUUGCCCACAGUAAUGGUACAACGGUAUCACAUAACAAUGAUAUACAUUUUAUUGAACGAAUAAAUUCCGUUAAUGAUUUUGACGCUAAUGAAGUGGAAAAAGAUAAAACCGUUAAAGGUACUGGUAAUACAUCACACAAUAAUAAUUCAGUGAAAACACAAUCUAACGGUUCAACAACGGGCAAAUGGAACAAUAAUAGUAAUAAUAAUAAUAAUAAUAAUAAUAAUAGUAAUAAUAAUAGUAGUAAUAAUAACAAUAACAAUAACGUUAAAGAAAAUCGUGACUCGACAACGACGACAGCAGUGCAACACAAUCAGCGGGAACGUAAAGGUCGUCAGAGUAAAAAUAUUAUCCCGGACACAACAAUAAGUGAUCAUCAAAAACAACAAGACGAAUAUUGCCAGAGGCUAAUUAAUUGUCGCAAACUAGAGUCUGACAUAAAACGUUUAAAAUCGGAUUUACAGUCGAGUCGACAAAGUGAACAAGAUUUACGUUCGCAAAUAAAUAUUCUGCUCACUGGAGAGCGACAAGCUAAAGGUGAUAUGCAACAGCUGCAACAUGAUAAUGAUCAAUUGCAGAAUAAACUUCAGGGGCUGGUUACGGCUCGUCAAUUAGACAAACAAACGAUGUCGUCGUUGGAAAGACGGAUUGCUGAAGAACGUCGGCAACGUACUGCGUGCGAAGCAUCCUUGGUGUCUGAAAGACGAGCUCGUCGUGUAGCUGAAGAGGCUCGAUCUGCGAUCCCACCGCCUCCACCGCCGCUUGUACGCCAAGAGUGUACAGAUGCGUGUAAAACUCGGCGGGCACAAAUGGAGCAGGAUCUUAAAAAUUUAAGACGUGAAUUAAAGACGAAGGAAGAGAGAUUCUUAUCAUUGGAAAAAGAAGUAACGCAUUGUAAAGAUAAUCACGGGGAAACGGAAAUUCUUCUCAGUGCGCUAAAUGCUCUCCAAGAAAAGAACACUCAUCUGGAAAAUAGUUUGAGCGCAGAAACACGAAUAAAACUUGAUCUAUUUUCAGCGCUCGGUGAAGCUAAACGUCAGCUUGAAAUUAGAGAAAGUAUGAUGAGGUCACAUGAAAAAGAAAUGGAAAUUUUAAAAGCAAAAAUUGCCCAAGAUCUGGCAGUGAUGCCGCAAGACACAUUCAGUCCAGCACCCAGCAAUACAACGUCAAAGUUACGGCUUAACAAUGACGUGCGCGUUGGUGGUUCGAAAAUGCGUAGCACCGAGAGUCCAUGUCCAGGAUGUACUGUGUCUAAUCUCGAUCCUAAUGCAACGGCUUACACACCUAAAGGUUCUCUUGUUGCCUCCACCGAGGCUUAAAUUACUUUACUUAUUUUUUUUUCCCAAUUGUGACACCGGGCGCAACAAAAAUGUAAGCAUAUUUCGUUUUUCGUUUAUUAAUUAUUACUAUUAUUUUUUUUUAUUUUUAGUUCUUAUCCGAUAUAAGACUUGUAAUGAAAUAUCUAUUUUAUUUCAUUAAUUUUGUAUAAAAUUGUAAAAAAGAAAAAAAUUAUCUUGGAAUUAUCUCAUUAUUUUCGGCGGGGAAAUUCAUGUUAAUUGGACACUUUUUAUUAUUUUUAUUUUAAAUAAUAAAUUGUUUAUUAGAAAAAUUUAAUUACUUUGACAUUAUUUUUUAUUUCGUAAAUUUAUAGUUUUGUUUUUUUUCAAAUACUUAAAAAAAUGUGAUUAUUUAUCUAAAAUUUAUUACCUUUGUUUCUUAAAAAUAAAUAUAAAAUAGUGUUAAAAAAUGUCCAAUUAAUAUGACAGUUUAACAGAAGCGUUUGAAAAAAAAAAAAACAAUAAAUUAUCGGCAUAAAAAAAUUAAUAAAAGUCGUAUUUCGUAUUCCGAAGCUAGUCCAUCAUACAAAGUGUACUAAAUGUCAUAACAAAAACAAGCUGUUCGCACUUCCAGCAAUAAAUUAUCCACAAAUUGACAAGAUAACUUUUUAAAAAAUUAUCAUCAUUAUCGUGACAAUUUACAUCUGUAGUAAUUUUAUUUUAGUUAUCAUUUUCAUCACAACUUUAUUCUUCAACGCAUUUAUUAAUAAAACAUUUUUUUCUCAGUUCAUUAUCAUUUAUCAGUCUAAGGUUGUAUUGUCAUUUAAAGAUGAGUUGAUAUAAUUAACAUAUUUGAUUUUUUAAUUUAUCAGUUAGUUAUUAAUUGAGAAUAGAGAAAAAUAAAAUAAUUGCCAAGUCAGUGAUAAUUAGAACCAUACAUGCGUUCCAUAUCUGUAAAUAUAAAGCAUUGUCAUGACAAUUAGUCAAUCAUAUUUUUUUUUUUAAGGGCAGUCAGACAGUGCUCCCACUUUUUUUAAAUUUUCAAUGACAACUGUCAUAUCCGAAUUGAAAUUUGAGAUACUGGAAUUAGCAGACGUCAAUUUUUUAAUUCUUAUAAAAACAAAUUAUAAAAAAAAAAAUAUUUCAAAAAUUGCACCUGUAGUUUUUAAAUUUUCUACAUGUGCAUAUUUUUAGUUUUUUUUUUUAAUUAUUGGGAAAAAUCUGAAAAUUUUUAAUUUUCUGCUAAUCAGGACCACGAAAUUUUAUCAAUUAAUUAAAAAAAAUUGGAACCUUAAUUGAAAAAAUGGCAAUUUUGCCGGGAUAUAGAAUUUAAAAAAAAUUGCUUGCAGUUGUCAUCAAUUAGAAGUUAAAUCAAAUUUUUUGAAUUAAUUUUAGCCUGAAAAAUUUGAAAAUUCUAACUAUAAAACUUACAGAGAUUUUACUGAAAUUUAUUUUCUAAAUUUCGUUUGACUUGUCCUCUUUUUAAUUAAUUCUUUAAUUUUUCUCCAAUUGAUGCAAUUUCGGUGAUCCAGAAGUUAGCAGACAAUUGACAAUUUUCUGACUUUUUUCAACAAUUAAAUUAAAAAAAAAAAAAAUGCACACCUAGAAAAUUAAAAAAACUAACAGUGAAAUUUUUUCAAAUAUUUUAUUUUUUACAAUUUAUCAUUUUUAAAAAAAUUCAAAACUUAUUAGACCUCGGCCAAUUUCAGUAUUAAAUUUCAAUACGCUUUUGAAAUUUGGGCUUUGAAAAUUUAAAAAAAGUGGGGCACUGUCUGAAAAUGUCCUUAAAAUCCUGCAUUGUGGCCGACUAGUCGAAAAAUUCGAAACAGUCCUAUAAGCACAAAUAAUAAUAAUGAUAAUUACUAUCGUAAAAACAGUUAAUUAAGUAAAAAUAAUUUAGAUUGAUACUUUUAAAUUAAUUAUUCAAUUUAUUUCUUCCCGUAAUAUGUAUAUGCUUCCUUUUUUAAAGCUACGGGUUUCUAUCCGGCCGAUAUUCUGAUGUUGAAAUUUAAUUUAAUUAUUUGUAACUAAAUAUUAUUUUAUCAUUAAUUACUCUAAUUAUUUAAAUUUAAUAUAAUUUGUGUCUACGUAUGAUUUGAAGGACAAAAAUAAUUACACUUAAAAAUUUAAAUUAAAAAUUGAUGAUAAAAUUAAAAAUUUAAUAAGCGAUCAUAAACGAUGUACCUGAUCGGGGAUGUGCUAGUAAUGGCUGUUUCAAUAAAUUAUUAUGUUAUUUUAUAAUAUUUUUUUGGCUUUGUUUAAAAUUUGAAUGAAUCUGAAAGUUUAAAUUUGAAAUUUUAUGUUUAAAUUUGAAUUUAAAUUUAUGUAUAUCUUUUGGUUGUGCGAAAUAUUAAAAUAUAUGUACGUAUAUAAUUUAAAGAAAUUGUUUAAAUAGCAAAGGAAGAAAAGGAAUAUACACAAUUGUAUAUGAUGUGUGAUAUUGUUAUAAUAAUAGUAAAUCAUAAUAUCUUUAUCAUCUUGUAUAAUUUAAUUAUAAAGAAAAAAAAAUAAUAAUAAUGAUACUGUUACUUAUUAAAUUUCGUGCGUGAUAAAUACUUAAAAUAUUUUCAUUUAUUUUAAUUGGUUGGUUUAUGUGCCAAUAGCACAAUAAAUUGCUAAUUUAAUAAUAAAAAAUUUCUAGUAAAAUUUGUGAUUAUGUUAAUUAAUAAAAAUUUUUUCUUUUGAAUUAAUUACUUUGAAGACAAAACUUAAUUAAUAUUUUUUUGUUAACGUCAUAAUAAAUUGAUUUUUUAUACUCUUCCAGUCCCUGAUUAAGAAAAGCGAUUUGAAAAAAUAAAAAAAAAUUUUUGAUUUUACCAUAAACUUGGAAUCGUAAUUUUUCAGUAUUAAAUUUUUUUGAAAAAUUCAAAAUCACGUUAUUUAAUAAUUUGGGGAGAGAUUUUUAUUUAAUUUUCUAAAUUACAAUAAUUUUUAAUCAGUAAAUAAGAGUAUAAUUUUCAAAUUGUUGAAAGGCGGGACGAUUUGAAAAUUUGAAAGUUUUUGAAAUACUCUUAGAUACUUUUGAGUCACUUAAUAAUAAAUCGAGUUCGAUUUUAUACAGAUUCAGAAGAAUUUAAAAAAUUUCAAAUACUGUCAAAUUUUUUUGAAUAACUCAAUUAUACUGAAAUUUUGAUUCAUGGAGAUUUAGAGAUUCAAAAGUACCCAGGUAGCACACUUGCCUUUGUGACAUCUAUAAGAUAUCAGUUUUUAGAAUACUCUUUGACUUGUCGACAAGCCAUCAAUAUGUUGACUAAACGAUCAGAAAUUUAUGUCACCGAAAAAAUGUCAACUUAAAAGACUUAAGACAAGUGACGACAAAAAGUAAAUUACAAGUAGUCGUAAAAUAAGUCAUCUAAACGACUUUUCAAUUGACAUAAGACAGGAAAAACAAUACAACUCGUCUCUGUCUCCGGAACCAACAUUUGCAUAUCGUAUUCAUACCAAAAAAGAUGACUUUGAGACAAAAAAAAAUUUGUCGUCCUUUUAAAAGACAUCUUAAAGUUGACUCUGUGCUACUUGGGUAAUCAAUUUUUUUGAAUACCCAAGUAGCACACUUGGCUUUGACAUCUAUAAGAUAAAAAUUUUGAGGCUGUUUUUUAAAUUAUCGUUGACACCAAAAUGUUGACAAAACGAUCAGAAAUUUAUGUCACCAAAAAAUAUCUGGUUAAAAAACUUAACACAAGUGACGUCAAAAAUUAAAUUACAAAUAGAUGUCAAAUAAGUCAACUCAAAGAUUUUUUAAUUGAAAUGACUUUUUUGAGACGGAAAAAAAAAACCCAAAUUUCCUAUGACCAGGACUAACAUCUGUAUGUCUUAUUUACAUAAAAAAACUUGGCUUUGAGACCAAAAAAAAAUUGACAUCUUUUUAAAAGGCAUCUUUAAGUUGUCCCUGUGUUACUUGGGUACUUACGUACAGCUUUCAAUCUCUAAAAAAUUUUUUAAAUCGCUUCAAACACUUUGUAAUUUUUAUUGCGAGUUCGGAAAGAUUUAAAAAUAUUCAAAUUUUUAAAAAAUCAAAUCACUUUUCUUAAUCAGGGAUAUUUCUCAUUGAACAAAGAUCGGAAUGUCAAUACAAGUUUUACUUCACUUUGCCCUGGACUUGUUAUCCCCUAAUACAAAAAUAUUAUUACAGCUCGUAUAAAUAAAUUCAAUGCAUUGCAAUUAUUUGCUGUUAAUAAUUAACAGAUUAAUUAUUUAUACCCGUAAAAGAAUAUUUUUUUCACUGGGUUGGGAAGUCUCGUCUAUACUCCAAUUGAUAAAUCAAAUGGUCCAUGAAACAAAUUAAAAAAAAAAUUAAUUAAUAAAACUCAAGUAAUUUUUCUUUUUUUUUUAAAUAAUUAUUAAAAAUUAAAUCUAUUAUAAUAUUUAUUAAUUAAUUACAAGUAAAAUAUGUCUCAUUGCGUACUUAAUAAUAAAAAAUAAAAAUUAGAUUUAAUAAAAUAAGUACACAUAUGUGUACAUGACGUUGCAUGACAAAACGGUUAAUUAAUUAUUUAAUUAAUCAAUUUGUCCCAGUAUUGAUCUCAAACUCGGUGGCUGGACACGCAAUUGGUCUUAAUUUAACCAUCGUAAUACUUUAAUGUACAACCUGUAUUUGAUAAUGUUUAAUGAUAAAACUGAGAACAUCAAAAAAUAAUUAAUUAAUCAUACAUAAUAAUAAUUAUUGUGACUACAGAUCUGUCUACAGUUAAGAGAGAAAAUGAAAGCGAGAAUGAGUGAAAGAAAGUAAGAGAGAGAAAUAACGCGUCAGCAUAAUUUAUAUUAUUUAAAUUUAUCACCUCUGUAUUCUCAUUUAUUUAUUUUCAUUUAUUAAAAGAAAUUUUUUAAACUA
Messenger RNA from Microplitis mediator, 7709 nucleotides. RefSeq names its product macoilin-1. The coding region runs from base 662 to 2920 and encodes 752 amino acids. The record is from RefSeq and is a predicted model, not a curated record. The transcript is spliced from 11 exons. Gene Ontology annotation, cellular component: rough endoplasmic reticulum membrane. Lineage: Eukaryota; Metazoa; Arthropoda; Insecta; Hymenoptera; Braconidae. Gene Ontology annotation, biological process: neuronal signal transduction.